CAACGCACGCGCCAAACAACGCGUACAGUCGCGUCGGCGGUUUUAAUUCAACCACCAAUCGUCACUGCCCGUGACCUGACAACCCUCGAAUGCCCCUAUCCGCAUUUCCACCCAUCGAAUCGUCCGUGGUCCAAUCGCCCUAGAUACGCGCCAUUGUAUUCCCUACAGGCUGCAAUUGCGAAACGUAAAUGAUCUGUCUACUUGUGGCUUCACUAUCUUCUUGAGUUGGAGUUGAGAACUCGGGUUCCGAGCCGCGCCUGCCCUAGGGACAUUGAGUGUCCCGAUCCCCACAUGUCUUUUUUUGCCAUGGCAUCCAACACCCAGGAGGUUGAAGCUAGUAGUCUGAAGAGAUGCCAUGAUGAAUUUAUUGGACCUGGCUGUGGCGAGGUGUUUCGGCUUGACGAUGCUGGGCUCGUUGGGAAGCUGGCUGGAGCUACCGACACCGACGAGAAGGAGAACCACUUUCCGUCCGCACUUACGAGCUUGAGACCAUCCCCUCCUCGCAAGGGCAGUCCGAUUCACUCGCCGUUCACAAAUCCCACUCAGACGAAUUCAGCCCAAGAUUCGCCCCCAACCACUCUGCCGCACCCACCUCCGAGCGCUCCUUCCCUUAACCCUUCCAGCAACCCUCCUACCAACUCUGUCCCGACUCCAACCCAGAACUCGACCGCGGAUCACCCCGCCAAAAGGAAACGUCUUUCCAAGGAAGAAAAGGCCGUGAAGGAUCUGGAAAUGGUAAAGAGAAAAGAGGAGAGAGAGGCGGAUAAAGCCGCCAAAGCCGCCGACAAGGCUAAAAAGGACGCCGAAAAGGCGAAACGGGAUACCGAGAAAGCCAAAAAGGACGCCGAUCGAAAACGCCGAGCCGAGGAAAAAGAAAAGGAGAGACGGGAGAGGGAAGAGGAAGAGGCGCGCAAGGUGCGCAGCCAGCUCAAGCUCAACUCGUUCUUCAAAAUCAACCCCGCCACGCCGAAACCGAACGCUGCCAUCAAACCGGACGCUGUGGACGAUGCGAGCCCGUCGGGGACCCCAAAGAAGGGCGCUGCCAAGGAGACCUCGGUUUAUGAGCAGGUGUUCAAACCUUUUUUCAUUAAGGAUCAGGUCACCGUGGCACCGGUAUCUUAUCUGGACAUGGACCACGAGACCAAAGAAGCCAAAUCCCAGAUUUUGGAGGAAUAUAUCAACGAAAAGCGGGGUCACGUUGAAGUGAAGCCGUUCGAUCCUGUCGAGACUCUCCAGCUCCCAUGCCGUGGUCGCCGUGGCCGAAUUUAUCCCAGUGUUCGAAAGAUCAUGUCUGGGUUCCUCCAUGACGAAUUUCCUCCAAAGGUCAUUGACCUUAGCACAGAAUCACAAAACACACAGAUUCGACAGACCCGAGAGGCGUUAAGGGCAGUACCGAUGAAGUUCCUGGGCUUCAAACAGGAUGUGCGACCGCCGUACUUUGGCACCGUCACGAACUACCCCUCAGGGAUGGCGAGUCUGCGUAGACUGGGCCGCAACCCUCUGGCCAAGGACAUUCUUCCUCUCAACUACGACUAUGACUCGGAGGCUGAGUGGCAGGAGGAUGAUGGCGAGGAUGUCGACGCCAUGGACGAUGAUGAGGAGGACCCAGACAAUGAUGAGGACAUGGGAGAUUUCCUGGACGAUUCGGAGGAUGCCGGACUGCUUCGCCCUGCCUUCUCCGGCGGCAUGGAACCGGAGAGCACAGGCAUCUGCUGGGAGAAUCGCCAGAGAGAGGCACCAUUACCACACAUGCGCGACUUUCAGAUGGAAUUUAUUCUCGAGUCCUUGGAUCACCACUCCGGCAUAGACCCGUUCUCCAGCCAUUACUGGGAGCCAGCCCCGUCCACAACCCUCACAUUCACCCCGGCGCCCGCAGCAUCCAGCAGCGCUAUGGCACCACCACCGGGUCCCGUGGACGCGUUCCACGCGCUAGCGACACCGGCGGCGGCGGCCCCAAAGAAGGCGCCGACGCUGGCACCCGACAUGAAGGAAAAGCUGAAGGAGCUGGUGAUGGCGAACCCGGCGCUCAGCAAGGUCGGCACGAUCGAGCUCUUCAGCUCGCAGCAUGCAAAGUGCUCCAAGACGGCGAUCAAGGCGACCCUGGAGAUGAUUGCCGAGAAGGCAGGCAAGGCGUGGAGGUUGAAGCCGGGCGUCUGAGCAGCCACCCUUUUUUUUUCCUUUCUCAUCUUCAUUAUAUUUUUGGGCCGGUAACUAGCUAUAGAUAGGAUGGGAGGAAAGACUUCCUUCCGUUCACGGAUGAUAUGUUGCUCGAGUUUUGCGGGAACUGCAUGGAGCUACGGAACCUUGCAUUUGGGGGCGCGUGACAAGCGUGAUCGCUGGAGGAGACGAGGUCGAUAGCCACUAACGAAAGGAGUAAUUCGAGCUCUCGACAUGCGCUUUUUGCGCUGCAUGGGUACAUUUGAAGUUACCUUGGUGUGAUUACCUCGGUGAAGCAGGAUUCUUUACGUGACUGUCAUUCGAUUACUAGAC
Molecule: messenger RNA, 2490 nt
Organism: Phialemonium atrogriseum
Lineage: Eukaryota; Fungi; Ascomycota; Sordariomycetes; Cephalothecales; Cephalothecaceae
Product: chromatin assembly factor 1 subunit rlf2
Exons: 3
Coding region: 292-2157 (621 amino acids)
Biological process (GO): nucleosome assembly
Cellular component (GO): CAF-1 complex; nucleus
Source: RefSeq, a predicted model, not a curated record